Bicyclus anynana (squinting bush brown) is the source of this 1869-nucleotide messenger RNA. RefSeq names its product acetylcholinesterase. The record is from RefSeq and is a predicted model, not a curated record. The transcript has 4 exons. The coding region runs from base 107 to 1795 and encodes 562 amino acids. Lineage: Eukaryota; Metazoa; Arthropoda; Insecta; Lepidoptera; Nymphalidae.
UAGAAGCCGUUAGUAGCUGUGUAGUUCUGACGUCUGGUUGCAUCAGCUUGGCUGUAGCUGUUUUAUUUAGCAUGAAAUAAAGUAGAUUAAUUUAAUUUAGUUCAAAAUGAUUAAUUCAUUUAAUUUCAACUUAUUAUUUAUUGCUCUUUUGCAAAUAUGUGCUGUUCAUUGUUUAAGAGAGGAUUAUGAGCAAUUUCAGAGUGCUCCGGUAGUGACGGUGCAGGAAGGCCGUCUUCGAGGCACCACGUACAAUCUCGUGGACAGGUCCACUUGCUAUGCUUUCAGAGGAAUCCCGUACGCGCGACCGCCAGUUGGAGAUUUACGAUUUAAGGCCCCGUUACCACCUUUACCAUGGAACGGUGUACGCGAUGCCCGAAAUUUCGGUGACAUUUGCGUUCAAUACAAUUCGACGUAUCAGGGAUCUGAAGAUUGCUUAUUCCUGAACAUCUACACCAAGUCCCUGCGUAGACAUGCAAAGCACUCGGUGAUGGUGUAUAUUCAUGGAGGGUCUUAUUAUGAGGGAUCGGGAGAUUUCUUUUUACCCGACUUCCUAAUGCUACACGAGAAUAUUAUAUUAAUUACAUUGAAUUACAGACUUGAUAUACCAGGUUUUCUAUCCUUAGACACGCCUGAGGUGCCAGGAAAUGCUGGAAUGAAAGACCAAGUAGCUGCAUUACGUUGGAUUCAGAACAAUAUAGCUCAAUUCGGUGGUGAUCCAAACAGCGUGACGAUUUUCGGUGAAAGUUCCGGGGCAUCUUCCGUAACUUACCACAUGUUUUCUAAGAUGUCGACAGGUCUUUUCCACAAAGUUAUAGCACAAAGUGGAGUAUGCACCCACGACUGGGCGAUAGGAAGGGAUUCAAAGGCGAGAGCAUUCCGAGCAGGAAAGCUUUUAGGUAUCGAAACUGACAAUGUCGACGAACUCCUGCAAUAUUUCAGAGGAUUAGAUGCCAAUGCUCUUACGAAUCUAACUUUCGCGACGUUGACGCCCGAUGAAAUGUACAGAGGUUUGCCAGAACAAUUCAUUCCGGUUGUAGAAAAGAAGUUCCCUGGCGUCGAGGCGUUUAUUGAUGAAAACCCGGUAAACAUGUUGGUUGAGGGUAAGAUAAACAGAGUGCCGUUACUGGUUGGAUACAAUUCUGGGGAAGGGUUAGUUAUUUUGAAUGAUCAUCUCACUAAAUUGGAUAUCUACAAUAGAGAACCUUCGUAUUAUGUGCAGAGAGAAGUUAAAGAAAAGAUUUCCCAAGAACAGUUGAUCGAUUUUGGUGAUAGAAUAAAGAGAUUCUACGUUGGAAAUAGAAACAUAACUCAAGAUGACAAAAACAUAAUAGUUGACAUGCUAACAGACAUGCAUUUCUCGUACAAUACGCAUAGAUUUGUCCAUUUGUAUACAAAAUUAGGUGAAAAGGCGUAUUUAUAUUGGUUUAAUCUGGUGACUGAUUUGAAUAUCAUCAAAAUUGCAUUAGGGCUUACCGAUUUGAAGGGAGUGAGUCACGCUGAUGAACUUUGGUACCUGUUUUACAACUACUUGAACGAGAAUUCGUACGCAGAACAGUCAAGGUUGAGAGAUAUCGUGUUUAGAGUAACGAAGUUAUGGACUAACUUCGCCAAAACUGGUCGUCCAACGCCUGACAACAGUUUGGGAGCAAUAUGGCAGCCGUACACGACGAAAGGCAAGGAGUACUACAAAAUAGACGAGCCGUUCGCUCUGGGUCACCGACUGGACAAGAAGAGGGUCAAGUUCUGGGACAAGAUGUACGCUGAAGCGGGACUUCCGCAUAUAUAUAGCAAAUGAAAACUUUUCUAUUUUAUUGAAAUUAUUAUGUGUUACCUGUUAACAUGAUACCUAUUAAAUAAUUAUCUAUUCUA